This is a messenger RNA of Oncorhynchus nerka (sockeye salmon), 3348 nucleotides long. RefSeq lists its product as uncharacterized. Gene Ontology annotation, biological process: positive regulation of GTPase activity. Gene Ontology annotation, molecular function: guanyl-nucleotide exchange factor activity. Bases 151 to 1206 code for a protein of 351 amino acids. The transcript has 5 exons. Lineage: Eukaryota; Metazoa; Chordata; Actinopteri; Salmoniformes; Salmonidae. Gene Ontology annotation, cellular component: cytosol. The record is from RefSeq and is a predicted model, not a curated record.
ACGCCUGAAAGAGCGGGAGUACGGAAUAUGUAACAUAAAACGCAAGAAGGAAAUAAAUGGAUUCGGGGCUUGCUGAGUGUACCAUAGAGGAGGGAAGAGAGACGAGGUAGAAAGAAAGGAUAAGACGGUGUCUGAAACAGCAACAGACAGAUGUUCCAGAAAGCUGGCGAAGAGAUACGGAUAAGAAAGGAGGGGAGUGCAGAAGUGUGUAGAGAACAUUGUCUGGCUGACAGACGAUUUGAGAAACAACUGCAACAAAAAGGCCGGAUGGGAGUCUAUACUGACACAUAUGCACGCAUACACACCCACAAUACACACAUGGAUAGACUGCGGCCGACCAGUGACUCCGGUCGACUACUGCCAGUGGUACCCAAAGACCCUCUCACUAAUGCAUUAGAUGCCAUUGUGGUCAGCACUGAUCUCAUCGAGGAUGAACUCCGACCUCACCUGGAAACAGUACUUACUGUCAUACAGGAAAAACAGCGUGGGGCUGCGGAACAGGUGGCAGUGAGUGGUGUAUUACCUACUCUGGCUCAAGCCCUUAGGAGGAGAGGACCGCUUACUUUAAUGACUGCUAAACUGGUGUCAGAACUGGCCAGAGAAACGGUGAUCAGGGAGAGGUGUGGGGAGACAGGGGUGUCAUCUGCUCUGCUGUCUGUGCUGGUCUCCAGGGAUCAGGAGCUGCUGAUACACGCUGGCCGCGCUAUCGCUCGUAUCUGCUACGAGAGCCGGUGUCAACAGGAGCAGUUGUUGCGUUUGGGCGCGGUCCCUAGGCUGGUUGGAAUCCUGCUGGGUUUUAAAAGCAACCAGGCUCUGGAGGGUGUGUGUCUUGUGGCCCUGUGUAACCUAGGUGACAUGGGAGAAGGGGGGGAGGAUGGAGGUAUAUCGUGGGAGAGAGGCGUGUCACUAUGUCCCGAGGAGUCUGUGUUUCGUGGCGUGACUUGUCACUCCUGCGGCUUUGGCUCCAUGGUUACAGUCGUCAGACUGACCCAGUGGUCGCCCGGGCAACACACCGUCAGCAUCGAGGUGUUAUCCCGUUACUCCAUCGGGUUCUGGACAAUGCAUAACAACCGCCGGACAGUGCGACGUUCACCACUCUCUCACCUGGGAACGUGUCCUAGGUUCUACAAAGCCAUCAAGUACUCCGUUCAGAACAUUCCCAACAGUAGGAGCCUCAAGUCACUGAUCUUCCACAUCUUCCUUUGAGAGGGGGAUGGACUACAAACAUGGCAGCAUAUUAUGGACUACAAACAUGGCAGUAUAUCAUGGUUUACAAACAACGCACCAUAUUAUGAACGAAAAACAUUUUUCAUUGACUAUGAAUAUGGUAUUCUAUCAAUGACAAACAGGAGAACUCAUUCACACCUUAGAGAGGAACGGACUACAAACAUGGCAUUUUAUGAACUACAAACAGGUUGACUCUGAAAGUCACUACAGAUACAUCAGGACUGCAGACAGAAACCGAGAUGACUGUGGGUGUUGGGGAUCUGGAUGUACCUUACCCAAUUAGAAAUAAAUCAAUUUCUUUUCAAAAUUGACGUUAAAGAUUCAAAUCUAUUUCUUUAUUUUGUUUUUAAGAAAUUCUAAAAUAGUUUGACAACCCUGCUUUGUACGCUUUUAAAUGAUAUCAAACUCAACUGUUUACCUUUUUCAGUCAGUGAUGAAGACAUGUGUCAUGGUAUGGCGGGGUAUGCAAAUGGGUCAACUUUGAGAACCUUUAUCUUUUGAAGGUUUUGGCAUUCAGGUCUAAGAUGUCCCUUUUUGACCACUUCUUAAAUGGGAGAACAUGUUUGAAAAAUUUUGCUUAAUCAAAAGUGAUGCUGUCAAAAAGUGAUUAAAUUCAAAUGGAUUUACCCACACACCAUGAACAGUACUUAGUAAUGCCUUACACUGUUAGAAAGCUCAGAUUGUGCUUUUUUUUAUUAGCUAUUCAUUAUUUUUUUGAUUUUAUGCAUUAAAAAAACGGAAAUGGUUCCAAUGUUUUUUCCGACAUUAAUUUUUCACAUUGUGAAUAAAUAAAGUAUAAUUAAUUGUGUGUUUGGUGUAGGUGUUCCUUGGCAUGACGUUUUAAUAGCCGUGUAAUUCUCUCUCGGACAAGGUGAGUUUUAUCAAUAAAUGCGCCUCAAUUUACUCUCAAAAUUUCGCAAUGCUAAUUAUUGAUGAACGUUACCUUGUCAGAGAGAUUUGCGUGGUUAUCGAAACGUAAUGCCAGGGUAUUCUUACACGAAACAGACAUUUGAAGUAGUUAUAACAUCCCAGAUGGAACAAUUGGAACAAUUUCCGGGUUUUAUGACUCAUACUGUGACACUCAACAGUAAAUAGUAUGAACAAUAGUAAGUUGUAGAUUUCAUUUUCACAUGUCAUAUGCUAUGAACAAACUAUUAUUUAAAAAUGGAAAAAUAGGGCUUAACACGUUUUUAGAUAAUCUACAUAUUCUCACAAUUUUACAACUAACAUGCUGUAAGAUUUCAGCUGAAUUAUUACUGUAAGAAUUUUUAUAUUUAAUGGUCAGGGAAAAUCUAACUCAUUUCCCGGUGGAAUAAUCAAAUUCGUUGUCUCUCCCCUUGGGGUUUCCACUAGAUAGCACAGCCACAAAGCCAGAAUUGGCUAUAUCGUAAAAAAAUAAUGAAGACAAAUAUUUGCUUUUUUUUGUCAUAAUUUAAGGUUAGGGUAGAUAUAAGGUUAGCAGUGUAGUUACGGUUUAAAGUCUCCUUUUACAUUUUAAGAAGAUAAAUUGUAGAUAGGCGGGGAUUUUGACUUUGUGGCUGUGGUAACUACGACGCUCCCUGUGAACAUACCUCAGCUGUCAUCUAACAUAAUGUUUGUCCCUCGUGAUGAACACAGUGGUUUCAAAUCUUUAAGUUGUCAGACAAGUUUUGUUUUAAUCCAAUUAGAUAUAAAUAGAUGUGUGUUUGUCGUAGAAUGAUGAGACUAGUAUAGGGUCACCUUUGCCGCGCUAUACGGCUUUUGUGCCUGUGAUAUUUGCAUAUUUCCGUUGGGAAACGCCAACUGUGAUGUGCGCGUUUUCAAUAACUCAAUUCGCCUUUGCACUCCUAAACAAUGCCAUUUUUAAAAAUUGGCAAAGGGUAAAGUCUACAAAACUUAGUUCACUCUGUUCGUAGCAUAUUUUAGUUUUGGGAACAGAAAACUAUUGGGAUCACAUUUUUCGUCGAUUAGUAAAUUUGCCAAACGGAUGUUACACAUUUAUACAUCCGGUGAAAUAUAUGUCAUUGUUUUAUCUGGGUGUGGGGUGUGUCGAAUGUGCUCUGCUGUUAGGUUAGAGGAUUUUGAAUUAGCUGUGUUUUUUUACUUCCGUUUCUUGCAUGAAACGGCCCUACAUUGAGCUAC